CAGUGUUGGUUAGCGCGCAAAUGACAGACAGAUGCCGCAUGAUAGACAGCACGAAAAAAAACAAGCAUUUGCAUUUUGGCAGCAAAUAAAAGUAAAAGAGUUUUUGCAUUAAAUUGCGCACAGUAAACAAACUAAUUAAGUAGUUGCCAGGAUUAAGUGACCAGCGAGUGGAGUUCGAAGCCAAAUCAUACGUCAUGCAGUCGCCGCGUUGCUAGUACGCCCAUAAUAACGCUGAGACAAAAGCAAAAGAUUUCGCGCCGAAAAGGAGGACGGCAAAAACACGCAUAUCGCGAGGAAAACCCAACGGAAACCGAUUCUAAAUGGACUCUGGUGCGGGGAAAAUGUGCCCGAACUAAAAGCGAGUGUGUGCGGCUGUAAUUGUGAUCCGUGGAGACCGUACCGCUUCAGUACCGCCCCCGCACCGCCAGCCCCCUUUUGCCAACAACACACACACACACAAACACAAACACAAUGGCACCAGCGAAAAAACGCGAGAAAGACAAUAAUGCCGAUGGUGCGGUCGCAAAUGGCCUAAAUGGCCUGUCCCACGGAGCUCCGGAUGCGGGAAAUGGAAAUGGCAGCGGAAAUGGCAGUGGCAACGCAGCAGGCUCUACUGUACCGCCAACCGCCGAGGGUCAGACGCAGAUCAAACUCAAUGGCCACCAGCAGGAGCAGGAACUCUUUUUGCAGGCCUUCGAGAAGCCCACGCAGAUCUAUCGCUACCUGCGCAAUCGACACGAGACAAAUCCCAUCUUCCUGAACCGCACGCUCAGCUACAUGAAGGAGCGCAUGUCGCGGAACAACAAAAAGCGGGCCAGCUUCCAGGUGAACUCCAUGCUGGACAGCAUUACCCAAAAAUCGGAGGCGGUGAGCCAAAACUACCUGCACGUCAUCUACGAUUCGCUGCACGAAAAACUCCAAGCGAACGAUUCUGGCGAGGAUCUGCUGCAGGAGCAGCUGCUCUGCGAGGCGGGCGAAUCGGUGAGCGUGGAGACGACGCUCUACAAGAUUACGCGCAGCAAGCGAAAGGACAGCACCCUGGACUUCCAGGAGCUGCUCAGCAAGAGCUCGCAGAUAGUGUACAAUCCAAAGGAUCGCGUGGGCGAGCAUGCCACCAUCAGCAUUCCCCUGCAGACGAUGCGACCGAUGGGAGAGCAGCACACGCUGUACAAGCUGCUCUUUCGCAUCAAAGUGCUGGCGGCACCGAGUACGUGCAACGAUGAGAAUGCAGAAACUCCUCCCAGCAAACGAUCGCGUCGCAACGAGAAAAUGUUCGGCUCCGAGCUGAUAUUGUACGAAAAAUCCAGCGGCUUUAUCACCGAAGGCGAAUACGAGGCCAUGCUACAGCCGCUGAAUUCCUCGAGCAUCAAGUCCUUCUCACCAAAGAAAUGCACCUGGGAAACGAUGCCCGAUAGCUACAUUCCACUCUCGCUGACCUACGAUGUUUACCAGCAGAGUCCCAUGCUCAAGUUUCAUUUGACGCUGUCCAAUGAGCAACUGCCAGAGGUUAUUUCGGCUCCGGAGCUGCAGCGUUAUGUCCAGCAUCUGGAUGCGGUGGCCGAGAUGAAUCACAAUAACAACAACUACAGCAACAACAAUAACUGCAGUGGCCUGAAGAAUGGCACCCUGUGCAAAUCCACGCCCGAGCACAUUCAGAUCGUCUACAACUUUAUGUACAGCAACAAUACGCGCCAGCAGACGGAAUACACGCAGGAGCUGAACUGUCCGUGGUGCGGACUGGACUGCCUGCGUCUCUAUGCGCUGCUGAAGCACCUAAAGCUCUGCCACGCCCGCUUCAACUUCACCUACCAGCCGGCUGGCAGUGGAGCGCGCAUCGAUGUCACCAUUAAUGAUGCCUACGAUGGUUCGUACGCCGGGUCGCCUUAUGAUUUGGCUGGACCGUCGGGCUCCUCGUUCGCCCGCACCUGCGGCCCCGUGCGACGCACUUCGGUCACCAGCCUGAUGGUCUGCCGGCCCAGGCGCCAGAAGACCUGCCUGGACGAGUUCCUGGAGCUGGACGAGGACGAGAUCAGCAAUCAGCGUUCGUACAUCACGGGUCACAACCGACUCUAUCACCACACGGAAACCUGCCUGCCAGUGCAUCCCAAAGAGCUGGACAUCGAUUCCGAGGGCGAGAGCGAUCCGCUGUGGCUGCGCCAGAAGACAAUCCAGAUGAUCGACGAGUUCUCCGACGUCAACGAGGGCGAAAAGGAGCUGAUGAAGCUGUGGAAUCUGCACGUGAUGCGUCACGGCUUCGUGGGCGACUGCCAGCUGCCGAUUGCCUGCGAGAUGUUCCUCGACGCCAAGGGCACCGAGAUUGUGCGCAAGAAUCUCUACCGCAACUUCAUCCUGCACAUGUGCUCGCUCUUCGACUACGGUCUGAUUGCAGCGGAGACGGUCUACAAGACGGUGCAGAAGCUGCAGGGUCUGCUGAGCAAAUAUGCCGCCGGCCAGGAGCUGAUGCAGCGCCAGCGCGAGGAGCAGUUGAAGUUCUGGCUGGACGUGGGCAUGCACAAGAAGCAGGAGGAUCCGAAGACUCUAAAGUCACCGCAGAAACCAGCUCCACCCGCAGACCAGCAUCCAUCUACCUCCUCGGCCUCCGCAUCCUCGGACCGCAGUGGUGCGGUGAUGCAGCCACCCAAGCGAAUGCCGGCUCAUCUCAAACGAGGCGGUGCAUCGGCUGCCUCGGGAAAUGGGGGAAAGACAACGGAGAAUGGCAGCAACGGCGGCAGCAGCAGUAACAGCAAGAAUGUAGCCAAGAAGAGCGCCGACCAGCCGCUAAGCACCCUGGCCAACACAAGGGAGCGACGCUCCGAUCCUGGCCAGAAACGCAAAUCCAGCGGAACGCAGCCAGCGGCAACAGCCGCGUCGAAGCGCAAGCUGGGCACCAAAGAUAAUGUAGUGCUAACCAAGCGGCAGCGCAACAGCAACGAUGGAAGUGCCGGGAGCGCAGGAACCGGAAAUGGAAAUGCAGCCAGCCGCAACAAAAGCAAUAACCAUACACUGCCAGCAACCAGUAGCAACAGCAACAGCAGCAAGCGACCAAUCGCCCGACGACGCUCCACAUCGGAGAGAAGCAAGCCAGCGGGAGGAGGAGGAGGAGCAGCUGGCGUCCGCACCAGGCUAUCGGUGCCGUCGAAAUACGAGAGGCGCUGACGCAGGCGCCGCCGCUGCUGCUGCUGUUGCUCCUCCGCCAGCUCCACCACCACCACCACCUCCUCCUCAUUCAUCGCCGCUUAGUUUUUGUUUAUUACUUGUAAACGCGACGCCAGGCCAGGCGAUUUUUUACAAACCCCCUAUCUUUAUUGCUAUUUUCUAUUAUGUUGUGUUAUAUUUUAGUCGAUCUAUGAUGUUGGACAUUUGUAAAAAAUUUGUGUCGGAUUUCAGAACUCAAAUUGACCUCAAAAUAAUCGUUCUUUUGUUUUUUUAUUACUACCGACUCUCUCUAAGCCACUUUAGUUGUACACCAAAAUCGUAACCUGAAAUCAAAUAUAUUUAACUCUAAUUUGCCAGUUACUUAAUAA
Molecule: messenger RNA, 3524 nt
Organism: Drosophila takahashii
Lineage: Eukaryota; Metazoa; Arthropoda; Insecta; Diptera; Drosophilidae
Gene: Su(z)12
Product: Polycomb protein Su(z)12
Cellular component (GO): nucleus; ESC/E(Z) complex; RSC-type complex
Molecular function (GO): chromatin DNA binding
Source: RefSeq, a predicted model, not a curated record